CAUUGUCGAAAAAAACAUUGCUAGGAUGUCUCAGGCGCAAUUAUACCUUACGCGCGGUGGUAUUAUCCCGAAACGUCAGACUCAUCAUUGUGGCACUGCCGACACCUCUUACCAUUCUACAUACCUAGGUCUAGAGUACGAGCAUCCCUGUAGAACCUUGUUCCUCCACCAUGUAUGACCUCUGGUGAAGAGGCUAUGAAGUCGUCCUCACUGUCAUAUCUACUUCUCCGUAAAAUGAAUCUCCUUACGGACUCAAAUUGCCAUGUCGUGCAUAUAUAAAGAAGUUACUUCACGGCCGCUUCCUUUUAAUUAUAAUAUAUUUAUAUAGCGUGCUAUAAACAGCGCCAGGCUCAACUUCCUGUCAAUUUUUGAUACCUCGUCUGGCUUGUCAAAAAUUUCCUGAAAAAAUGCAGUUGAAACGCUUCGCCUCAGUUUUACUUACACUAUUUAAUUUUUCAAGGGGUUGCCUUCAUGAUCAUGUUCGUACGCCUCAUCUACGCGAUGUAGAGGAUGCUCUCAGCAAGCGAGAUGUACCGGCACUCGUGAAAACAGCAAUAACGAAUGUGCGAGUCUUCAAUGGCUAUACCAUAGGCAAGCCACAGACCGUCAUCAUCGACGGCGGAUACAUUACCGAUUGCGAUGAGGGCAUCGAGAAAACCAUCGACGGUGGCAAUCGCAUUCUAAUUCCCGGGUUGAUAGACGCUCACACACACGUGGUGACGGUCGAAGGCCUCGAAAACAUGACUUCAUACGGUGUUACAACGAUAUUCAACAUGGCCUGCUCAGACAUCGAUCUCUGCAAAUCUCUCAGGUCAAAUCCAGGCCUAACGUCGCUUUUUACCACCAUGCUAUCUGCCCUAACCCCGUCCGGUGGGAACUCUAACCUCAACCCGGUGGCGCCCGAGCAGCUACUUUAUCCUAACACAGACCCCAGGUCCCUCGUCGACUAUUCUUUCGGCAACGGCUCCGACUACUUUAAGGUCGUAGGUGCACCUGACGGGCCGACCCAGAAUCAGUUCAACGGAAUAGUCAACUAUACGCACUCUUUAGGUCACUUUGCCGUCGCGCAUGCGCCCAGUGUCUCUGCCUUCACGCGGGCGGUAUCAUCAGGGAUAGACGUCGUGCAGCAUAUUCCCGAUGACGGCGUACUGUGUUCCUCCGUUGUCGGAUCGAUGAAGGAAUACAAUCUGGCUUCUACUCCGACUAUAGAGAUAUUCCGCCGCGCGUACACUAUACAGCCAGAGAUACUGCAGUUUCUGCGUGGGAACAACUCGGCCAAUGCGACAUAUCAGAACGUACUAAGUAAUGUAAGACACCUACAUAAAGCUGGCGUUCCCAUACUGGCGGGGACAGAUGCAGUCGGCAGCACUCUACCCGUAAUCUACUUUCCCUUUGGAGACUCACUCCACCAAGAGCUGCUGAACUUGGUAGGCAUUGGCAUGACACCCGCAGAGGCUUUACGGGCUGCGACGAUUGUUCCUGCAACAGUGCAUAAGUUGAACGAUAGGGGUGCAAUUCGGCCUGGUCUGCGCGCAGAUUUAGUCCUACUAAACAGCGAUCCUCUAGUGAAUAUCUCCAACACCAGAGAUAUUGCCAAGGUUUGGGUUGGCGGCAUAGAAUAUGCUAAUGUUGCGAAGCCUAGUGGUGAGGCUUGAAAACGUACCUAGAUACGAAGCAGAUGGUCAAUUUUAUUAAUAGGGGGCAGGUGAGAGUAUUCGGCUAUAGACGCACUUAUUAUUCUAAACCAAGGGGUUAGGUACUACUUUAGGUAACAUCCCAAAUUGAAAACUACUAGUAUUUCUUCAAUAAUAUAUUGC
Messenger RNA from Daldinia loculata, 1817 nucleotides. RefSeq lists its product as uncharacterized. The transcript has a single exon. Bases 408 to 1655 code for a protein of 415 amino acids. Gene Ontology annotation, molecular function: hydrolase activity, acting on carbon-nitrogen (but not peptide) bonds. The record is from RefSeq and is a predicted model, not a curated record. Lineage: Eukaryota; Fungi; Ascomycota; Sordariomycetes; Xylariales; Hypoxylaceae.